This is a messenger RNA of Chaetomium globosum CBS 148.51, 642 nucleotides long. RefSeq lists its product as uncharacterized. NCBI's taxonomy places the organism in Eukaryota, Fungi, Ascomycota, Sordariomycetes, Sordariales, Chaetomiaceae. The transcript is spliced from 5 exons. Bases 1 to 642 code for a protein of 213 amino acids. The record is from RefSeq and is a predicted model, not a curated record.
AUGCACGUUCAAAGCUUACUUCUCGCCUGCGUGGCUCCUGCCCUGGCCUUGUGUGGCCCUCCCAAACCGCUUCCUCCGUGCGAUACCAAGUAUCGGCCAUGUCGGUGCCCAGCUGGUGCCACGUUCAAGAACUUGACUUCUUACGGUGUGAUCGGCGCCCCGGCCACUGAGGUUAGAAACAUCAUGGGAAAGUUUCUCAACAUCGAGUUUCAAGGUGGUCUCAUCCCGGCCAGCACCACGGGCCAGGAGGGAGUUCCCGGUGCCAGCCGUACUUUCAACUUCAGCGCCCCGGCUGGAGGUUUCUAUCAGAUCACCGAAGUGCUGGUCAAGUACAAGGAAUACCCCGACGGAUCGUUCGUCAACAUGAACCAGCAGGAUCCGAAAACUCCAGUCGUCGCUAUCCCCGGCGGAGGUACCUACAUGGGCCAGUGGAGUGAGAUCGUUGGCGAGCAGACCCUCAUCGCGAACGAGACGGUCGUUGCCUGGAGGAACUGGCGCUGCGAGACUGGAGAGACCUUCCCUGCUGCCCACUCCCACGAGGAAGGCAUUCGGAAUGCUUCCGCCGUCAUUGCCGCCGCCGGAAAGCACACCGGCGUGGACAUUGCCCCUUUUACUAUCUGGUAUGAGGAGCGUCAGGACUAA